UCCUCAGCCCAACCAACCCCCAACUCCUCGCACCAUGUCUUGCUGUUGUCUUCCCCGUUGCUGCUGCAGCGUCCCCACUGGCCCUGCCACCACCAUCUGCUCCUCUGACAAGUGCUGCAGGUGUGGAGUCUGCCUGCCCAGCACCUGCCCUCAUGACAUCAGCCUGCUGCAGCCCACCUGCUGUGACAAUUGCCCCCCACCCUGCUGUGAGCCUGACACCUACGUGGCAUCUUGCUGGCUGCUCAACUCUUCCCACCCAACCCCUGGCAUGAGUGGGAUUGAUCUGACCACCUAUGUUCAGCCUGGCUGUGCGAGUCCCUGUGAGCCCUGCUGUUAAGCUGCUGCCGUGGUCUUUGGAAAGUUCAGUGAUGCAGCGGCAACAUCCAGUGUGCCACACCGCCAUCAACACCUGCUCCCCCUUCCAUUUCCCUCAGCCCAUCCCAGUUCCAUGUUUUCAUGGAAUGUGCCC
Molecule: messenger RNA, 469 nt
Organism: Sorex fumeus (smoky shrew)
Lineage: Eukaryota; Metazoa; Chordata; Mammalia; Eulipotyphla; Soricidae
Product: keratin-associated protein 3-1
Exons: 1
Coding region: 35-337 (100 amino acids)
Cellular component (GO): keratin filament
Molecular function (GO): structural molecule activity
Source: RefSeq, a predicted model, not a curated record